UUAUAUUGCUUUGACGAAACGCUGAUCGAAGAACGUAGGGCUGCGUUGAAAUUUGAACGUUGAAAUCUCAUCGAAAUGCAUAUUUUUAAAUUUGUAAAUUGGAUCUCUCUCUCGUUUCUCUGUUUAUCAGCAUUUUAUUACUACCGCACAGGCCAAAUUUCUCCCUAUUUCCUUCUCAAUAUGGCUGAAGAAUCCUCCAAUUCCAUUUAUGAUUUCACUGUCAAGGAUAUUCGUGGGAAUGAUGUGAGCCUUAGUCAAUACAGGGGGAAAGUUCUUCUGAUAGUGAAUGUUGCUUCUGAGUGUGGUUUAACCAAGUCAAACUACAACGAGUUGAAUGUAUUGUAUGAAAAAUACAAGAAUCAAGGUUUUGAGAUAUUGGCAUUUCCUUGCAAUCAGUUUGCAGCACAAGAGCCAGGAAACAAUGAGCAGAUUCAGGAAACUGUAUGCACAAGGUUCAAAGCUGAAUUCCCCAUCUUUGAUAAGGUUGAUGUUAACGGGAAAGAUGCAGCACCGAUUUAUAAAUUCCUGAAGUCCCAAAAGGGUGGACGUGGACUAUUUGGCGAUGGCAUCAAAUGGAACUUCACAAAGUUCUUGGUGAACAAAGAAGGGACGGUGGUUGAUAGAUAUGCUCCAACCACCUCGCCUUUCAAGAUUGAGAAAGAUAUCGAGAAUCUAUUGCAAUCUGCUUGAAAACAAGGUCAGGAACCAUACACAAUGAACUCCAGCAGUGCUUACUUGUAUGAUUCAUUAGUUAUGUGAAUGCACUUAUAAAUGUUUGUUCGAACGUGAUCGCGUGUUCUUUCUAGACCUUUCUUUCAUUUAUAUAUAGUUAUGUGGUGAAAUUUGGAUUUGAUUUAAAAGGCUUUCAUUGAAACAUGUUGUCCAUUUGGUCAUAUGUAAAAGUGAAUUGUGUGAUUACAGUAAACUCUUUUUCCCCCGCAGCACCAA
Molecule: messenger RNA, 948 nt
Organism: Benincasa hispida (wax gourd)
Lineage: Eukaryota; Viridiplantae; Streptophyta; Magnoliopsida; Cucurbitales; Cucurbitaceae
Product: putative phospholipid hydroperoxide glutathione peroxidase
Biological process (GO): response to oxidative stress
Cellular component (GO): cytosol
Molecular function (GO): peroxidase activity
Source: RefSeq, a predicted model, not a curated record